CGGCGAAAGGAAAAACCCUCUCUCUCUCGUCAGCUUCCGAUUCCGUCGCCGGUGCUUGCUCUCCGCUCCGAUGGCUUUCGCGGCGGUUCGGCUUUGCCCCCUGCUUCUGGUGCUCGCGGCGAUCCGGCCGUUCUCGACGGCGCUGAUCACGACGCCCGGCGUUCAACCCAUCUACCCCAAGGCCAUAUCCGAUUUGAAGGAAGCGAUUGUGAAAGGGCUGGGAUUCCAAGCGGAUGAUUUCAAGGUGUCCGGGUUCGACGUUGGGGACGCGCUCGUGGGCCACGCCGUGGCCUAUGAGUUCGACGUGGAGAUUGACGACAAGGUGCUUCCUUUGAAGCUCUUGGAGGAUGUGAACCGGUGGGAGUACGUGGAUUUGCCCAUAUUCCGGGUUGAGGAUGCGGUUGGGGCUAGCGAAGGGAACGCGUUGAUUGAGAAGAGGAAGUUGGACCGUGCCCUGCCCGUACUGGCUCCAUUUCAGCUGGCCGGGCCGAUGGAACUGUGGAUUCAAGAUGCGAAAGACAUGCGGAUCUCGUUGCCACAUGAUGUGGAUGCUGGUGUCCUGAAGAAAGUUAUCUUGGCUGAGGGUGCCGUGGUCACUGUUAAGGGUGCCAGAUCAGUGAGCCUUCGACGACCUGUAGAGCUGCACCUUCCUUUAAAUAGGACCGGUGAUGGGUUUGCCUCUGGUCUUCUUGCUCUUGCUGAACAGCUCCGUCAAGCAUCCCGUGCUCAAGGUGAAUCACUCCUUUCCCUCCGCAUAGUUGGCCCGACCUCGCUUGCCUCACCAUCAUCAUCCUCCACCUCUUCGAGCAACCGGCUCAAGCUCAAGCGCCUUGCACCUGGCCUUGUGGAACUGUCCUCUCCAUCGAAAAGCAAAGCUAUUGAACGCGUCGCUGACAUCGAACCUUCAGAAGAUGCUAUGACCCUGCUAACCCCAAAACAUUUCGCCACCAUGUGGCCAGUUCCCUCGGUCAAUGGUUCCAACUCUAAUCUUCGAGGCUUCGAGGCACUGCUAUCUUCUGUUCUGGGUCCCAAGGCUAACGAGGAAGGUUCCUUCAGGCUACUGAAGGCGGAUGUAUCUGCUCAGACAUUUCUGAAGAUUGGGUUCGGAGUAGAGAGGAGAUUGAAGGCGGGCGAUGGCGAAGUCGAAGGUUUCCCCGUGUGGAGGACGAAGCCUGAAUCAGUGAGCAUGCUCUUUGAGGUGUUGGCCAAAGUCGACGGCGAGAAGAUCGUGCCGGAGAGGGUGAUGCAGGUCAAUCCUGUCAUGGUGGAGGACACGAUAGCCCCGAGCGUGCUCGUGAACAACAUGACCAUGUCGAGGACGCCCAUCGUCCAUCCUCCUUCCAACCCCUUCACCUUAUAAAUUAUAGUCAGGCCUGAGAUAUUUUUUUCAUCAAGGUGCUUGAAGAAGAA
Syzygium oleosum is the source of this 1410-nucleotide messenger RNA. RefSeq names its product protein TUNICAMYCIN INDUCED 1. Bases 71 to 1360 code for a protein of 429 amino acids. The record is from RefSeq and is a predicted model, not a curated record. The transcript has 3 exons. NCBI's taxonomy places the organism in Eukaryota, Viridiplantae, Streptophyta, Magnoliopsida, Myrtales, Myrtaceae.